Molecule: messenger RNA, 597 nt
Organism: Aspergillus homomorphus CBS 101889
Lineage: Eukaryota; Fungi; Ascomycota; Eurotiomycetes; Eurotiales; Aspergillaceae
Product: galactose-binding like protein
Exons: 2
Coding region: 1-597 (198 amino acids)
Biological process (GO): pectin catabolic process
Molecular function (GO): carbon-oxygen lyase activity, acting on polysaccharides
Source: RefSeq, a predicted model, not a curated record
AUGCGCCCGUCCGAUACCCGCAUGUUGAAUUGGAAAGCCAGAACGUUUGUGGUGGGCAAGCAUGUGGUGGGCGACUUUGCCAUGUGUCUUUGGGAGGAAAUGAAUAGCCCCGCCGUGGUCCAAAUCUCCCUGGGUGAUGCUCUGUAUUCCAACGCGAGCAUUCGGGUUGCAACGACCAUCUAUUUUGCCGGUGGCAGACCGGCAGUCACCGUUAACUACUACGACUGCGGCACCCCGGCGAGCCCUAACUCUCUCGACACCCGCAGCGUCACCCACGGCGCAUACCGUGGCUAUGGAGAGAUUUAUGAAUGCCUCAUUCCUGCAGGAAAUCUGCUCUCUGGUCUCAACAAUGUGUCGAUAGCGGUUGCGUCGGUUCAUUCGGGAGAUGAAUAUCUCAGCCCGGUCUUUAUUCUGGACGCAAUUGUACCUUUAACUAGUCAGCAAACCGAGCCCGUUUUUACCAGCCGUUUUUACCAUAGGCUCAGCAUUUACUGGGAUCUUGAUAUUACUGAGUCGUUUCUCAAACCUGGUCCUGUUGAAGCGUUCCCGAACUCGAACCUUCAGCUUACUGUAUUUUUACUCUCACACCUGCGGUGA